Gossypium arboreum is the source of this 2031-nucleotide messenger RNA. RefSeq names its product metal transporter Nramp3-like. The record is from RefSeq and is a predicted model, not a curated record. Gene Ontology annotation, biological process: defense response to bacterium; metal ion transport; positive regulation of reactive oxygen species metabolic process. The transcript is spliced from 4 exons. NCBI's taxonomy places the organism in Eukaryota, Viridiplantae, Streptophyta, Magnoliopsida, Malvales, Malvaceae. The coding region runs from base 165 to 1703 and encodes 512 amino acids. Gene Ontology annotation, molecular function: manganese ion transmembrane transporter activity; cadmium ion transmembrane transporter activity. Gene Ontology annotation, cellular component: vacuolar membrane.
CCAAAAGUGAAAAUUCAAUAAUAAUAAUAAAAAAAACACCAGCGAACAAGGGAGUGGAGAGUGGACUGGUAGUUUUUCCUUUCUUAAGCCAAGCUUCCUUGCAGUUGCAGAAACCAAAAACUAAAAGCAAAAGCAAAAGUAAAAGCAAAACCAAUCAUCUGUGGAUGCUGCCGCACUCGAACAUGCCACGGGAAGACAACCAGGUUCCAUUACUAUCCGACCAGGAUGUUGCGUACGAGUCCGGCGAAAAAGUUCACAUCCUCGGAAUCAAUGAACCGGACGAGGAAGGGUCAUCGGUUGUCCCACCUUUUUCCUGGAAAAAGCUAUGGCUUUUCACUGGACCUGGUUUUUUAAUGUCAAUCGCGUUUCUGGAUCCUGGGAAUUUAGAAGGGGACCUUCAAGCCGGAGCAAUAGCCGGUUACUCCUUGCUGUGGCUGUUGAUGUGGGCCACGGCUAUGGGGUUGCUGGUUCAACUUUUGUCGGCUCGGCUUGGUGUGACGACGGGGAGACACUUGGCUGAGCUGUGUAGAGAAGAGUAUCCGACUUGGGUUAGCAUGGUUCUGUGGGUAAUGGCAGAGCUGGCUUUGAUUGGAGCUGAUAUACAAGAAGUUAUUGGAAGUGCCAUUGCUAUUAAGAUUUUGAGUAACGGUAUUUUGCCUUUGUGGGCUGGCGUUGUUGUUACAGCUUCUGAUUGUUUUAUCUUGUUGUUUCUUGAAAAUUAUGGGGUUAGGAAGCUGGAAGCAUUUUUUGCAGUCCUUAUUGCAACUAUGGCAGUCUCAUUUGCUUGGAUGUUUGGUGAAACAAAACCCACUGGCACUGAACUUCUUCUUGGUGUUUUGAUUCCGAAACUCAGCUCCAAAACCAUCAAGCAGGCUGUGGGAGUCGUUGGCUGCAUUAUUAUGCCUCACAACGUAUUCUUGCACUCUUCUCUUGUGCAAUCAAGAGAAAUUGAUUACAGCAAGAAGGGUCGGGUGCAAGAAGCUCUCAAUUAUUACUCAAUAGAGUCCACUGUUGCACUUAUAAUUUCCUUUAUAAUCAAUCUUUUCGUUAUGAGUGUAUUUGCCAAGGCAUUCUAUGGUACAGAAAUAGCCAGUAGUAUCGGCCUCGUGAAUGCAGGGCAAUAUCUUCAAGAAAAAUACGGAGGUGGAUUAUUCCCAAUUUUAUAUAUAUGGAGUAUUGGGUUGUUAGCAGCAGGACAAAGUAGCACUAUCACCGGCACUUAUGCUGGCCAGUUUAUCAUGGGAGGUUUCCUGAACCUGAGAAUGAAAAAAUGGCUAAGAGCAUUAAUCACAAGGAGUUGUGCAAUUAUUCCUACAAUUGUAGUUGCUCUUGUUUUCGAUACUUCUGAAGCAGCACUAGAUGUCUUAAAUGAAUGGCUUAAUGUGCUUCAGUCAAUUCAAAUCCCUUUUGCUCUUAUCCCACUACUUUGUCUGGUAUCCAAGGAGCAAAUCAUGGGUACCUUCAAAAUUGGCCCUGCACUCAAGAUAGUUGCAUGGCUUGUGGCAGCGCUGGUGAUAGUGAUCAAUGGGUACCUUUUACUUGACUUCUUCUCCUCCGAAGUCACUGGCGUAAUCUUUACCACCGUUGUCUGUGCAUUUACAGGAGCUUAUCUUGCAUUUAUUGUUUACCUUGUUUAUUGGGGAUUUACUUUAUCUGCUCGGCGCCAGAUGUUACCUGCUAAACUGGCACAAGGCAUGGAGUGAUAGGUCUUAAGAGAAACUUGUCAAGCUAAGAUAUCAGAAACCAUAGGGACACCAUCAAACUGUCUUUCCACUGAUGAUUUUGUUUAGUUGAAGGCUUGAAGCAUGUCUUUUUCGUGUAUGCAUCCGUAUAUGGGCUUUAUGUACAGAGUUCAUUUUAGUAGCUUACUUCUCGACAUACUGUAUCAAACAACACGGUCGUAGGUUUGGAUAGUAUCCUGCCGUAUACAGGGAUUGAAGAUAGAGGCUGUAACAAUGACAUUCUUUUGAAACAGUUGAAUGAGCUAAACUAUGUAUUAUAUACAAAUGUAUUAGAAAAAUUUACGAGGAA